Molecule: messenger RNA, 1785 nt
Organism: Carlito syrichta (Philippine tarsier)
Lineage: Eukaryota; Metazoa; Chordata; Mammalia; Primates; Tarsiidae
Gene: ACD
Product: ACD, shelterin complex subunit and telomerase recruitment factor
Biological process (GO): telomere maintenance via telomerase; telomere capping
Cellular component (GO): shelterin complex; chromosome, telomeric region; telomerase holoenzyme complex
Molecular function (GO): telomeric repeat DNA binding
Source: RefSeq, a predicted model, not a curated record
AUGGGGGUGGAGAAGAGUCUUCCUCUGCUCUUGCGUCAUUACGCCAAGGACAGCGCUUCCCCGGUUUUGGGAGAAGGACUUGGCCAAUCCGAGAGAAGGGUAAGUAAGAGCAAGGGGCCAGCAGCCAGUAUAGCGAACAGAAAUCUGCACACAAGUUCCGGAGCAGGACACCGUCGUGCGCACGCGCAGGCGCCUGUGGGCGGGGCCUCAGACUCAGGUCCCGCCCAACCUCGCGCGCUUCCUCUUCCGACGGGAGGCGGGGCCGUUGCGCCCGCGGGAAACCCGGGGCAGCUGGUUCCGCUAGUCGCCGCCGACCGAAUGGCAGGUGUGGGGAAGCUGGCCCUACGGCCCUGGAUUCGACAGCUGAUUCUGGGAUCAGAGGCACUCUCAAGUCCACGGUCCGUGCAGCUGCUGGAGGUACUGGAGGAGGCCGAGGCCCCGGGCCCAUCCCACGCCUCCUACUCGUCGGACGUCGGGGCCACGCUGCUUUUGUCUGACGGGACCCACAGUAUCCGUUGCCUGUUGAUGCGGGAGACCCUGGACACCUUGAACUGGGAGGAGAAGGAGUUCGGCUUCCGUGGGCUAGAGGGCCGGCUGCUGCUGCUGCGGGACUGCAGGGUCCGCGUCCAGGUCGCUGAGGGCGGCGCGCCCGCAGAGUUCUAUCUCCAGGUGGACCGCUUCAGCCUACUGCCCAUAGAACAGCUCCCGGUACUGGUGACUGAUUGCAACCAAGAUGUGGAUGUUCAGAAAAAGCUUUAUGACUGCCUUGAAGAACACCUUUCAGAGGCUACACCUCCCAGAGCAGGUCUAUCACUGUCCCAGCUUCUGGAUGAAGUAUAUGAGGACCAAGAGCAUCGGGAGGCACUAGUGUGCCUGGCUGAGAGCUGCCUGAUGCUGGCAGGCCCUGGCACAGCACCACCCCUCACCCACUGGGCUACCUCAUGCUGCAGGGCCACGGGAGAAGAUGUGUACACUGUCCCCAGCUUAUUGCUUCACAUCUCUGAGAAUGACCAGCUAAUUCUGAACUCUCUGGGCCCCGGUCAGAGGGCACAGGGCCCUGAGCUGCCCCCACCAGACCCAGCUGUGCAAGACUUUUCUCUGACCCUGAUGUCUUCUUCCUCACCUAGUUCCUCAGGAACCCCUGCCUUACCCAGCCAUGGGCUAUCAGAGGAAAGUGGGGCCAGCAUCAGCUUUCUGCCUGCUCUGCCCUUGGCUGGUCCAGAUUCAGUACAGAAGGACAGCUUCCAGCCCCAACCAGCCCCUGGUUCUCUGCCCCCCAGCUCUCCACACCCCAGCGGUACACCCAACUCCCCACUCCGGAACUGUACUCCCAGUCUCCUGCCUCAUGGCCAUAUCCCCAAUCCACACCAAGCCCGUGUGACCAGGCCUCAGAAACCUGCCCUGGAGUUCAAAGAGCUAGCAUUAAUCCCCAAGAACCAGCAACUUUCUCCAAGGACGAGAACUACCAAGAGAGUCCAGGAGGCCUGUCCUGUCUGGGACCCACCAAAGAAGCAUCGUGAUGGUUCUGCCUUCCAAUAUGAGUAUGAGCCACCCUGUACCUCUCUCUGUGCCCAGGUCCAAGCUGCCAGGCUCCCUCCCCAACUCAUGGCCUGGGCCUUGCAUUUUCUGAUGGAGCCGCAGUUGGAGUCUGAGCUCACUCAGGUGUGAGAGGACAUGCAGGCACAUUGAAGGAUAUGCAUACACAGGUCCGUGCCUGGGGGUGGACAAAUGUUCCACACUCUGCUUCCUUUGAGUUUUUUAAUAAAAUAAUCUCAUGCGGCAGGA